Messenger RNA from Blepharisma stoltei, 264 nucleotides. Lineage: Eukaryota; Ciliophora; Heterotrichea; Heterotrichida; Blepharismidae. The record is from the annotation of a GenBank genome assembly.
AUGGUCCCAUCAAGUCCAGGGUUACUGGAAAGAAAACACUGAUACUGGGAGAUUUUAACGCUCAUGUUUGGGCUGAUACUCAGAAGCGACCAAUGGCAACGGAAAAAGAAUGACUGGGUUUUGCAAGGAAUGGGGCAACUAAAAUUAUUAGGAUUUAAUAAACCCACCCAUAUGCGCUCAACUGGAAAUGCCUUUUGUCUAGAUUAUUGUGCUGUUGAUUGAGACUCUACCGAAAUUAUCACGAAUUUUAACACUUACCUCUAA